UCUGCCUACAGUGUUUUUGUUCCCAACCAAAGUCCCUGUCUCAGUGCCGGUUGUCUUGGCGCAGGUUGCGGGACGACAGCAUUUUCGUUUUAUUUAGAUUCAUUUCGUUUUAUGGUUCUGGUUUCAUAUGACAAAAUGGGGCCUGGUUAGAAUGUUCUAGAACUAACAGUUUAGGAAGGUUGAAAGAAAGCCGAUGCGGGUUGGGGCGAACAGCGGCCCGCUGCCCUGUUCGAAUCCUCGGGCUGAAUUUACUUGGACUUGCCGGCUUUUUCCUUGCUGGCAAACCAGGAAGGGAAGGACAGGACACCAACAUCUUGUACGGCAAGCAAAGCAAUCUCUCCUUGAUUCUGUUCUGGGAGUGUUUUAACCCGAAACGCCGCCAAGAUAGCUGGGCCGGGUAGGAAGCGGCACAGCUCAGAACCAGACCCCAGUGGAAGCGGCUCCGGGAGUGGGAGUGAAGUGGGUGACGGGCAGCCUGUGAGUGGAAAGUGGCUAAAGAUGGCCAGCAGUAGCACUGGCUCCAGUGAGCCCGCCCGCAGGAGACCCCAAAGAGGAACUGAUGACCCAGUCAGCACCAGCAAGAAGAAACAGAAGGAUCGGGCCAACCAAGAGAGCAGGGAGGCCAAACGAGCUGCAGCAGUUGCCAGCGCGGAGACUAAGAAAGAUCUGUUUCUGGACUGGAAGCAGAAUACGCAAGAGGUGAUAGUCAGGUUGCGCUGUGGUGAUGAAGUACUGAGAGUGGAGGAUAUAGCUGCUGUCUUUACCGACACUGCCUGUCAAGUCCGUCUACCAGAUGGCCGUGAAUGGAGCUGUCACCUACAUGCAGAGAUCGAGAGCUCAUGCAGUAAACUUCAGUAUAAGGAGAAAGGUAGCAUCCUGCUGCUCAUUAUGCAAAAGAAGAUUCCACUCAACACCUGGCCCUCUCUCAUGCAAAUCAAGAAGAAGCAUGAGCCAGUGAACAUCCCGUCUGAAAAUGGCAACAACCAGCAGUUAUCUGUAGCAAAUCAGGAAAAAUCUGGUGCAACCACAGAAACGCUCAAAACUCCCGCACAACCAUCAACAGCGCCAUCAGGCACCGAGCAUAAACGCACCGGCAAACCCGACAGGGGGCUGAAACGCGGGAUGAAGAACAAACAAACAGAGAAAACAGAGUGUGCAGGGACGACAGUAUCCGAACCCUCUAAGCUGGUGAGCAAAGGAGAGCUGACUCCAGAGCCCAGUGCUAAACGCACGGUUCGUACCACGGCCAGGAGCCUAAAGGAGCCAAGCUCGGGAGCCAGCCCUGUUAGGGAUGUGCCAUCCAAACCCUCUGUGAAUGGCAAAGCACAUACGCCUGCCAGCCACAGCUCCACCACCCCUUCACUGAGCCUUAAGGACAGCUGUGGGGAACAGCCAGGCAAGGGGAUGCAACAGACUGCACAGACGGAGAAGAUAGCAGAGAGGGAACCAGAUAAUCAGGUUGACACAGAUGAGAAGAAUAAAGCCCAUGUGCCUACCUGUAAGCUGAGGUUGGGGCACCAGGAGGCCCCUGUGUCCCAGGUAAAAACCCCGACCCCUGGGGACACCCACAGGGCUGAGCAGAUGGACAGUGGAACUGGAGCCGUGGAAGGGAGAGAGAGGGACAGGGGAGAGCAGAGGACCGAGUCCGACGCGGAAAUUAAGGCUUAUCCCGAGGUCACCAAGGUCCAGCCAUCUCACCCUUUGGGAUCUGGAGAGCCUUUCCCAACAGCUGUUCCCAAAGAGCAAGGUUCACUCAUAAAGAGCAGGACGGAGGAAGAGAAGAGAGACAAAUCUAAAGAGGAGCCUCAAGGGAAGAGCCAGGAGGAGGAAGAAGGCCCAGAGCCCAUGGUGAACUUGAAGUUUGUGAAGAAUGAUUCCUAUGAGAAAGGGACAGACCUGAUGGUGGUUAACGUCUAUGUUAAGGGCAUCUGUCGAGAGACGGCCAGAGUGCUCUUCAGGGAGCAAGACUUCACUCUCAUCUUCCAGACCUGUGAUGCCAAUUUCCUGCGCCUUCAUCCAGAUUGUGGACCAAACACUGUCUUUAAGUGGCAGGUCAAACUCAGGAACCUAAUCCAGCCAGAGCAGUCAAGCUAUGCCUUCACCCCGUCCCGCAUCGAUAUCACCCUGAAGAAGAGACACAGCCAGCGUUGGGGGGGCUUGGAGGCCCCCGCCUCACAAGGUGCAGUGGGGGGCGCCAAAGUCGCUGUGCCCUCUGGUCCUUCCCCGCUCGAUAAGAGCCAGCCAGGGAGCAGCCAGCACGCCCUGCCUGCAAAGGAAGAGCCUCGUGCAGGGGAGGAGAAGCCAAAGCCUCCGCGGGCUUCAGAGGAAGCUAGCCUGGAUUCUGUGGCUCCCCGCACUGUCUCUGAGCAUGUUCCCAUCAAACAGGAACCCGCCGUGGCCACAGUGAGAGAACAGCAGCCAAAACCCACAUGCAUGGUACAGCCGAUGACUCACGCUCCUCCUGCAGGCAGUGAGCGAGCUGAGGAAGAGGAGGAAAAGAAGGUUUGCCUCCCUGGCUUCACAGGACUGGUCAACCUGGGCAACACCUGCUUUAUGAACAGUGUGAUCCAGUCUUUGUCCAACACGCGAGAGCUGCGAGAUUACUUCCAUGACCGGGCAUUUGAAACAGAGAUUAACUGUAAUAACCCGCUGGGCACGGGUGGAAGGCUGGCCAUCGGGUUUGCCGUGUUGCUUCGGGCUCUGUGGAAGGGUACUCACCACGCCUUUCAGCCCUCAAAGCUAAAGGCUAUAGUGGCCAGUAAAGCCAGCCAGUUCACUGGCUACGCUCAGCAUGAUGCCCAGGAGUUCAUGGCUUUCCUGCUGGAUGGGCUGCAUGAGGACCUGAACCGUAUCCAGAACAAACCCUACACAGAAACUGUGGACUCGGACGGCCGCCAGGACGAGGUUGUGGCAGAAGAAGCGUGGCAGAGGCACAAGAUGAGAAAUGAUUCCUUCAUUGUUGACCUCUUCCAGGGCCAGUACAAGUCCAAGUUGGUCUGUCCCAUGUGCUCCAAGGUUUCGAUAACUUUUGACCCAUUUCUCUACCUACCUGUACCCCUACCUCAAAAACAGAAGGUGCUGACUGUUUUUUAUUUUGCUAAAGAGCCUCACAAGAAACCAAUCAAGUUUCUGGUGAGUGUCAGUAAAGAAAACUCAAGCACGGCAGAAGUUUUGGAGUCAAUAUCCCGCAGUGUCAGGAUCAAGGCGGAGAACCUGAGACUUGCAGAGGUUACUAAAGGUAUAUUCCAACGGAUCUUCUUGCCAUCUCAUUCGCUGGACACCGUGUCGUCCUCAGACACGCUGCUCUGCUUUGAGGUUUUGUCGAAAGAGCUUGCUAAGGAGAGAGUGGUGCUUCUGAGGGUCCAGCAGAGGCUCCAGGUUCCCAUCAUUCCUAUAGCGAAGUGUGCUGCGUGUCAGAAGCCUCCACUGUCUGAUGAUGAGAAACUGAAACGCUGUACACGCUGUUACCGCGUGGGAUACUGCAACCAGGCAUGCCAGAAGAGUCACUGGCCUAACCACAAGGCUUUGUGCAGGCCAAAUAAUGAGAAUGUGGGGCUGCCUUUUCUGAUUAGUGUACCGGAGUCUCGGCUUACCUAUGCCCGCCUCACCCAGCUUCUUGAAGGCUACUCAAGGUAUUCUGUCAACGUGUUUCAGCCUCCUUUCCAGUCUGGCCGGAGUUCCCCAGAGGCUGGCCAGUCUCGCGCUGACCUGCCUGCCAUGUCGGGAGGUGUGCCAGAGGGUUUGGGCCCAGAGGAGGAACCUGUGGCUGGAGAUAUGGGGGAUGUAGUAGGCCAGGACAACACGGUCUCUGUGCCCGAAAGCUCCACAGAGACGGGACAGGCAUCUGCUCACUCCUCAGGAGACUCUGACAGCCUCUCCACACGCACCACAGACUCAGGCUUCUCUGAGCUCGCAUCCAGCUCCCAUGAUCCUCUAGGGGAGAAGGAGACAUCAUGUGAGAAAGCUGUGAAGCCUGAAGCUGCAGUGACCGGAUACCAACAGUCCUCAGAGUCUGGGUUAGGGAGUGCCUCUCUGUUCUACAUCUCAUUCUCAGAUUCCAACAACAAAGAGCAGAAACUAGAGGACAAAGGUGAGGCCACACUAGAGAUCCCAGAGGACUGCACAGUAGAGCUGGUGUGGAAGAAUAAUGAGCGUCUGAAGGAGUAUGUGCUGGUGCGUUCCAAAGAACUAGAAUUUGAGGAGGACCCAGGAUCUGCCAGUGAGACAGCCAGAGCUGGGCAUUUCACUCUGGAGCAGUGUCUGAAUCUCUUCACCAAGCCAGAGGUGCUUGCCCCUGAGGAAGCAUGGUACUGUCCUAAGUGUCAGCAGCACAGAGAGGCCUCCAAACAGCUCCUGCUGUGGCGACUUCCCAACGUGCUCAUCAUCCAGCUCAAGCGUUUCUCAUUCAGGAAUUUCAUCUGGAGGGAUAAGAUCAACGACAUGGUCGACUUCCCCGUCAGGAACCUGGACCUUAGUAAGUUCUGUAUUGGUCAGAAAGAUGAUGUUCAGCAACCUCCUAUUUAUGACCUCUAUGCUGUUAUAAACCACUAUGGGGGAAUGAUCGGAGGCCACUACACAGCGUACGCUCGUCUGCCCAACGACAAGAACAGCCAACGGAGUGAUGUCGGCUGGCGUUUGUUUGAUGACAGCACGGUGACCACAGUGGAGGAGAGCCAGGUGGUGACCCGUUAUGCUUACGUGCUGUUCUACCGUCGUCGGAACUCUCCAGUGGAGCGACCUCCUCGUUUACUCAGCACCCUGGGAGCAGAGUCCACCGCCGCAGCAGAAGCCGCUGCCAGUCAGGCCUCUAGCCAGGCUCUCUUUGGGACAGAUCUGGACCCUGAAGGACCACCACAGUUGACCCCAGAAGUGACAUCUGACCUGUUUGCGCACUCUGGAGAUUGUGCCGCCCCAUCAUACAACAACAUGGAGGAAGUGGACUAGAGUAACCAGGGCAACAGUCACCGAUGGCAGCAUUCACCUCAGCGAAAUCUACAUCCCUAAUAAAGACGUUUCAGUGCUGUUGAGUACUUUGGCACGGUCCGUGUGCUUCUGCUGCACUUGUUGGACUGUAGAGGUGUGUGUGUGAGAGUCACUGUUGAGAAGGGUGGAUGUUAAGAGAGCUUCAGAUACACUUUUCAAUUUAUCCAAUACACAGCCAUCUGCAAGCAGUUACAGGGCACACAUGGAAAAACACGGGCACUUACACUUGCUAAUCUUAGAAUUUUGGGUUAGGUCUUCAAAGUGCGUCAUUUUAACAAGCACUUGUCCUAUGAUGCAAGUGUUUGAGUGUCUCGCUGCUGCUCAGUGUCUGCACAGUCCUUUGCCGUGCAGCCUGUUGAUAAACAUGGCAGCAUUUUGUACCGUGUGUUUUAAUGAUGAGAUGUAUGUUGAUCUCAGUAGGGUUAACUUAAAUACCCUUCAUACUCAUCAGCGCAAUCACACGAGAUAUAGUCUCAUCAACACCCAUGUAGUUGAAGGAAUUAGAAUGGCGGGGAUAUAGUAUGUUUGUGUGUGCAUGUUGGUUUGUUUGAGAUUUCUCAGUGUCUAACUGAAGUCUUGCUUGGCCAGGUGUGUGUAUUUCUAAGAUUUCUGUAAACAGAGCUCAGUGUUGAAACUGAUGGAAAGUGUCGUAAAUAAUAAUAUGAGUGUGGAAAGUGAUUUCUCCUUAUACAGGGCAAAAAAUUUGAAGUGAACCCCACCAGUUGCCACCAGUUGAUUUUUGUUUUUCUUGUCUUUUCAGUCCCUGAUACCUUGGUUGUUUUUAAGUCUAAAACCCUGUGGGAAUAUAAAAAGUUAAGACUUGAUUCACACAGAUGUGUGCAUGUUGACUCAUCCAGUAGAGCAUCAUUACUACAUUUUCUCUUUUUUUAUUUCAUUUUGAGUGGAUUGUCUUGUUCCCCUUUUUUCUUUUGUAUUGGACUGCAUAUAUAAACUGGGAGCAGGAAGUAUAA
Molecule: messenger RNA, 5954 nt
Organism: Chanos chanos (milkfish)
Lineage: Eukaryota; Metazoa; Chordata; Actinopteri; Gonorynchiformes; Chanidae
Gene: usp19
Product: ubiquitin specific peptidase 19
Exons: 26
Coding region: 499-4944 (1481 amino acids)
Biological process (GO): protein deubiquitination
Molecular function (GO): cysteine-type deubiquitinase activity
Source: RefSeq, a predicted model, not a curated record